Hypanus sabinus (Atlantic stingray) is the source of this 5987-nucleotide messenger RNA. Its product is annotated as ribose-phosphate pyrophosphokinase 1. Bases 147 to 1103 code for a protein of 318 amino acids. Gene Ontology annotation, molecular function: ribose phosphate diphosphokinase activity; ATP binding; magnesium ion binding. Gene Ontology annotation, cellular component: cytoplasm; ribose phosphate diphosphokinase complex. Lineage: Eukaryota; Metazoa; Chordata; Chondrichthyes; Myliobatiformes; Dasyatidae. Gene Ontology annotation, biological process: 5-phosphoribose 1-diphosphate biosynthetic process; ribonucleoside monophosphate biosynthetic process; purine nucleotide biosynthetic process. The record is from RefSeq and is a predicted model, not a curated record. The transcript is spliced from 7 exons.
CACACCAUCCUUCCCCUCGCUCUCACCAAACAUGGUGGCGUAGGGUCAGCGUCUUAAAAUCAGAGUCUCAUCGAUUUGUAUUUACAAUCUCAUCAAAUUAAGCUGUUUUAAUUUAUUAUAAGUUAUAUUAUAAAGAAAAUAGAAAAAUGCCUAAUAUCAAAAUUUUCAGCGGUAGUUCUCACCAGGAUUUAUCACAGAAGAUCGCCGAUCGGUUGGGGUUGGAGCUUGGGAAAGUAGUCACGAAAAAAUUCAGUAAUCAAGAGACGUGUGUGGAGAUUGGUGAGAGUGUUCGAGGUGAAGAUGUUUAUAUUGUACAAAGUGGUUGUGGAGAAAUCAAUGACAAUCUCAUGGAGUUACUCAUCAUGAUCAAUGCCUGUAAGAUUGCCUCAGCCUGUCGCGUCACCGCAGUAAUCCCCUGCUUCCCAUAUGCAAGGCAGGACAAGAAAGACAAGAGUCGUGCGCCUAUAUCUGCAAAAUUGGUCGCCAACAUGCUGUCUGUGGCUGGAGCAGAUCACAUCAUCACAAUGGAUCUUCAUGCCUCUCAAAUACAGGGUUUCUUUGAUAUUCCAGUAGAUAACUUGUAUGCUGAGCCAGCAGUACUUAAGUGGAUUAGGGAAAACAUCCUAGAGUGGAAAAACAGUAUCAUUGUAUCUCCUGAUGCUGGUGGAGCAAAGAGAGUUACAUCUAUUGCUGACCGGCUGAAUGUUGAUUUUGCACUGAUUCAUAAGGAGCGUAAAAAAGCCAACGAAGUUGACAGAAUGGUUUUGGUUGGUGACGUGAAGGAUCGAGUAGCUAUUCUUGUUGAUGAUAUGGCAGACACCUGUGGCACAAUUUGCCAUGCUGCAGACAAGUUGCUCUCUGCUGGAGCUACCAAAGUCUAUGCUAUUCUCACACAUGGAAUCUUUUCUGGUCCUGCUAUCUAUCGCAUCAACAACGCAUGCUUUGAAGCUGUGGUAGUUACAAAUACAAUCCCUCAAGAGGACAAAAUGAAAACCUGUCCCAAAAUACAGGUUAUUGAUAUCUCCAUGAUACUUGCUGAAGCAAUUAGAAGAACUCACAACGGAGAGUCUGUGUCCUAUCUGUUCAGUCAUGUUCCAUUGUAAUAUUUACAAUAUCUGCCAUUUCAUUAUAUUAUUCUACCAAAUUAUUUUCUUUAUUGUCCCUUCAUGCAUCAAUGAUAAAAGGGGUUCUUCAUUGCUACUUCGCAUUGUAGUACACUUCUAUCAGAUCUGUCAGUGAAAAAAGAUAGUAUUUUAUAUCUAUCAAUAGAUUAGAUAUUUACAAUUUAAAAACAGCAGCUGUGAUUGGGUUUAACAGAAAGGACACAUUAUAUCCUCUUGAUAUUAAAAGGGGGAGACUUCAUUUGUUAAAUCAUGUUGGUGUAUUCCUUCCUUUGUUACCAUAUUGUAACAUUAAUUGCAACACAUCUGCCACAAUAGAAGCUGCUGGUGUUUUACUUUGAGCAGAUUAUUGUUUUAGAAAACUGGAAUAAUUGUUUUUGUGUCAAUGUAACCUCAUGUUAUUUUCAAGUGAAACCAUUUGUGUUUGUAUCAAAGAAACAAUGUGUUCAAGCAAAUUUUACAUAUUUCCCAUUUCAAACACAAAAUGAUGCAGAGAAAGCAGGGAAUAACUUGGUUUUUAUGCUGCCCUGUGCCUUAUUAGAAAUACAAUAAUUUCAUAGUUACUAAAUGGUUUUGCAUGGUACUGAUGCAUUGCUUCUGAGAUGUGACUGAAUCGGCUUGAGCUUUUCUCCCUCAAUUAUCUUCCAAAAAAUUUCAGUGAAUUGGAACUCUAGUGAGUAUGACAGGCUUCUGAGGAUCCCAGGCAAAUGUGAUUUGGGCUAGACGAAAAUUAUUUUUAAUGUGUUAAAUAUAGGAUUAUAUUUUGCUGCAAAAUUCAGAUGUGGACAAACGAAUUCUAACUUGUCCUUUGUUACAAUUUAUUUACUUGCCAUCUUUUUUCUUAUUCUGUGUAUGUUUUUGAACUUUGUAUUUAAAAAAAAUUCUUUGUGUUGCAACAUGAUUAUUUCUGUUCAACAAAGUCUUUUAAUGUAAAGAAAUUAAAUCCAUCAAGUUGCUUACACUUAGACCAUGGAAGUGGAAAAUUUACUUUGCUCCUUGUUUAACAGUAAGAUAUAAUGCUGAUAUAUAUUUUUCCAAUAACAGUGCAGCUUUUGCAGGAAUGAAUUUGUGAACUCGUGCACUUGCCAUCCUGGAAAGUAUCUUUUUGGCAUUUUAUAAGAUGUGGUUGUCCAAAAUUUUGAAUGCAAACAACUUUAUUCAUAUUUCAGUUGCAAGUUAGAAAUUUGGAGUUUCACAUUUUGAGGGCCUGAAUCCAGUUUUUUUAAUACUUUACUUACAAUUACAAUUUUCAGUUAUUACAAAGACAAAACAUAAUGGAGACGUGCAAAACAAUGCAAAGGAAAUACAGCUCCUGGUGGAACACAGACAAAACAAAUCAAAAACAAAAAGGCUGCCAGACAAUUCACAAGAUUACAAAAAUAGACUUUCAAAAAAAGAGUUGACACAAUAGUGGUAUAACGGAAAGCAAUAUAAAAUAGAAUGAAUAAAGGAAUCCGGUUAGGCACCACACCCAAUAUUUGUAAAGAAUACUUUAAGGUAAAAUUUUGUUGGAUUAGCUUGUCUGUUGAGGCAUAAGUGGAAAACAGAAGAGCAGGAAGUGAAGAAUAUUUAACAAGAGGCUUCCAGCUGUAGCCAUGAAGGUUUUUCUUUGGUCUCAGCACCUCCACAUUCCCAGUGUGUAAGAGCCCUGGAGUUAGCUGCCCAAUAGUAAUGUUUGAAAGUUGGCAGACGAAGACCAUCUUCUUAAGAGGUUUGUGUAGGUGAGCCCUAGAUAUCCUGUGUGAUUUAUAGCCCCACACAAAGGGCAAUAUGAUAGUCAAGUUUCUUUAAAAAAAAGGAUGCAUUUAAGUAUAAAGGCAGUUUUUGAAAAAGAUAUAGAAACCUGGGUAGGCUCACCAUUUUGAUCGCAUUUACCCGUCCUAUCAUGGAUAAGGGCAGUAUCCUCCAGGACUCAAUAUUUGUUCUGAGUUUUUCUAGGGAUUCUGUAAAGUUAAAUUUGAAAAGGUGCUUUGGGUUCUUAGUCAGUUUAAUCCCCAAAUAGGUGAAACAGUCCUUCUCUGCUCUAAAAGGCAAUUUUUUCAGGAAGUCUUCAGUAAAAUGAUCCACUAAGGGGCAUGUAUUCGCUCUUUCCCCAAUUUAUGGUAUAGCCAGAAAUACUCCUGAAGGAAUUUAUAUAUUCUAGUAGAAGAGGAAUAGAGACCGCUGGGUCGGCUAGACAAACGAGGUCGUCUGCAUGCAGGGUCACACGGGUCUCAAUAUUGCCCAUCUUUAUACCUUUAAUGUGUGGGUGGCCCCUAAUGCAAAUUGCCAGGGGCUCCAGAGCUAUGUUAAACAGCAGGGGGUCCCCUUGGUGAACACCACAUUGCAGAGAGAUUGGAUUGGAUUUAUCUCCAUUUGUGAGAAUGAAAGAUUUUGGAUUAGUAUAUAAUAUUUUAACCCAUUCUAUGAAAGUGUCGCUGAAUCCAAACUUCUUGAGUGUUGCAAUUAGAUUGUGCUACUCUAUCAUAUCGAAUGCCUUGUGGGUAUCUAGAGACAGUAUAGCAGCUGUAUCAUCGUUCCCAUAAUCUGCAUACAAAAUAUUGAAAAUUUUGCGGACUUUACAAAAGGAGUACCUGCCUGGGAUAAAUCCAGUUUGGUCCAAGUGAAUAUUUGCUAUAUGCUUACCGAGCCGAUUUGCUAACACUUUCGUAAUUAUUUUCAGAUCAUAAUUUAGUAUUGCAAUGGGCCUAUAGCUUCCAGGGUCCGUUUUGUCUUUAUCUUUUUUAAUAAGACAGAUAUUUCCUUCACUGAGAGAGGGUGGGAGCCUCUUGUUUUUCAAGGUAUCCCGAACCAUUCUCAGCAAAGUUGGUGUAAGGACUUCUCGGAAGGCUUUGUAGAACUCUGGCCCAAACCUGUCCAGUCCAGCUGCCUUACCGGUGGGAAAAGCUUUGACGGCAUCCUGUAACUCAUAGCAAAAAAAUCCAGAUCCAAAUUCUUCCUGAAAGCUGCAUCUAAUUGUGGGAAGUAAAGUGGAUCAAAAAACUUAUCAAAAUCUUCCUGUGUGGCUGUUGAUUUGGAGGUGUAAAUUUCUGAAUAGAACUCACUAAAUCAUUUGUUAAUAUCCUUUAAGUCUGUAAGCAUCAGGCCAGAUUUGGAUUUUAUUUUAUAAAUGGCUCGUUUUGCUUGUUCUCCUUUUAACUGCCAUGCCAAUAACUUCUGUGGUUUGUCACCAAACUCAAAAUGUCACUGUUUAAGUAGUAUGUUGUCAAUUUGUCCCCCCAGAAUGAAGUUGUAUUUGUAUUUUAAUUUGAGAAUAUUAUUAUAAUCUGAUAAGAGUUUUUGUAGGCCUGUUCAGCCGUUAGUAAUUCUUAAUCACUUCCAAUCUACCUCGCUUAGCCCUUCUCAGUGUUGCGUCAUAAGAAAUAAUUUGUCCUCUGAUAUACACUUUGUGUUUCCCAAAGUGUUGAGACAUUCAACUCGCAGUUGUCAUUGGUCUCAAGGAACUGCAAGACGUGCAUUGUAAUAUAUUCUUUAAAUGCUUGAUCCUUCAGCAAAAAAGGAUUAAAGUGCCAGUUACAGGCUUGCUUGAGAUUGACAGGACUAUGGUCAGAUAUUAUUAUGCUGUGCUAUUUGGUGUAAUCAAUAUUAGAGAUUAAUCGAGAGAUUGAUCUCCGUAUAUGAUCAAUGCAUGAGAAUAAAAAUAAUCGGUCAGAUGGGUGUUGUAGUCUCCAAGUAUCCACCACCUUCUUGGACUUCAAAUUGUUAAGAGUUUGCACACCAAGAAUAUUGGGUGGGGGUGGGGGGAAGCAGAGGAGAGCCUGUCUAAAUACGUGUCCAGGUAGCAAUUAAAGUCACCCCCAAUCAUUAUGUGGCUUGAAUCAUCUGGGAUCAAGUCAAACACCUUAUGGAAAAAACCUGUAUCAUCCCAGUUUGGCCUGUAAACGUUUACCAGUGUAAUGGGAAGUGAAUUGAUAUGCCCAGUUAGAAUUAUAAACCUGCCAUUUGGAUCAAUUGUGGAUGAGUGAACGAAAAGGCAUAGUCUUAUGGAAGAGAAUGGCAAUGCCUCUGGCUUUGGAAGUGAAAGGUGCCUGAUAGACCUGUGAAAUCCAAUUAGCCCUGAGUGUUUGGUGUGCCAUGAGGAGCUCGAAGAAACACGUCCAUACUGUACUCAGCUCGCUAGCGCCCCCUAGAAUCCUGUUAACAAGGAUAUGAAAGUAUACUUGUUACUUCUCCGAAAUGUAUAAAUACACCAAAUGAACAGCUCAUAGGCACCCUAUUGGGUGGGGGUGCCUAAACUUGUCAGAUUAGGCUAUGUUGAAAGUACAUUUCUCUUGUCAUGUUAUACUUUAAAUAGCAUUGCUGGACAAGAUGAGAAAAUUGGGUUGCUAUACAAGAACAUUGAAAGCAAGUAAUUCAAUUUCUGUAUUUAGGGUGACAUUAAUAUACCAAUUUAUCCAAAUCUGGGUCAUCAGAUGUUAAAGUGGAAAGCAAGGAGAAAAGUAUGUAUCAGCAACACAGUUAAUAGUAUGCAUAUGAUUCAUGCUGGGUCCCGCUCAUAAACUGGCCCCAGGUUUCCUUUUUGGAUUUUCUUCUGCUGUUCAGGUCUCCUACAGAUUAUCUCUGCUCAUCUGUGAAGUUCAAAAGAAACAUUUUGCUCCAGGAGACUGAUUUCGUACAAUGUUUUUGGCUGGUAUUCAGAUUGGAAUUGUUCCAUUUGUACAUACAAUUCAAAUAUCUGACAUCUGUGCUUAGAAAUUUAUUUUGAAUCAUUUUGAACAUGGCAAAUAAUCCUAUAGUUUUGUUGGAUAGUUUCUACACAUUAAAAUCUGCAGAUGUUUGGUUUUUACAUUGUUUUCUAUAGCAUAGAGAAAGCUCAAGGCUUUUUACAUUUUCAAUUAUGUGUAAUAAUAAACGUGGUGACUGUUA